GAAAAAGUGGAAUCGAUCAAGAGAUAUGGAGUUGAAUUGUGAGUAGAUGGGAUGCUUAGGCCAAGUGUCCGCGCUAGUCCUCGAGGUGAAUAUUAUGUGAGAACAACACCGUCUAUAUGACCCUUAACAGCAGAGGUGUACCUAGGACAUUCAUAAGAGUCUCCCUCCCCAAGUUUCCAUCCAAAGCUCUACUGACUAUCUAUAGCAUUCGGGAAUAACCAUAACAUCAUCAGCCCCAAAGGGGAUGUACUACCAUGCAACAAACAAAUUUGAAGGCUGGAUACCAGAAUUUAAACCGAAAGCCAACAUUAGCCAGCCCUUGACACUCGUAAUCCUCUACAAAUCGGCCCUGUAUCCUCCCAAACUCCUUUGAAGGCAGACGAAGUCUUGCAAGCUGUACCAGCAAAUGGUUCUCCAUCUCUGCGUACUAGCGAAGCUUUUACUUGCCGCAUCUGGACGAAAGACGCCCUUGUAGCGCUUCACGACAAUGGUAUUAUAACUUUGCCCGUGGAUAUUGGUAAGUCCCAACCUCCACAUUCGCUUCUGCGCUUAUUCGGAGAAAAAUAUUACUAACAAAAUUAUCGCAGACACAGUAGAGAGACAGGCCUUUGCUGCAGCGAGCGAUCUGGAGCCCGAAAUUGAACAGAACAAAAGCGGACCAAGUAUUAUUGAUUGCACGGGUGGCGCUCCUUCGUUAUAGAGGAAUUCCUACAGUUACGGCUAUGUCUCUGGCUUUGGUUGGGAGGGUCUGCAAGUCUCUGAUACUACUUAUUGUAUUUUUCAGUCGUUGUCGUAUGUCGUAUUAUCCAUAUGUUGAUUCGGCGGAACUGGGUGUUUAAAUAGUGGUUAUACAUUGAAAUCCUAUUGAUUUUACACUCGAGCUCACGCUUUUCACAAAGUGAUAUAGAUAUAAAAAUCGGAACUCAAAGUCUCGAAGGAGGUUAAUCGAUAAUAAAUAAUAAUUAUUAUAAUAAUAAUAUUAUUUAUAUUAAUAGUGGAAGACUUAAUCGUAUUUAAGCUUAAUAGGGUAAAGUCGAAUAUAAUCAUAAAUUGAAAGUCAGAAUAGUAAAGUAGAGAUUU
Molecule: messenger RNA, 1080 nt
Organism: Sclerotinia trifoliorum
Lineage: Eukaryota; Fungi; Ascomycota; Leotiomycetes; Helotiales; Sclerotiniaceae
Source: the annotation of a GenBank genome assembly